Molecule: messenger RNA, 2480 nt
Organism: Momordica charantia (bitter melon)
Lineage: Eukaryota; Viridiplantae; Streptophyta; Magnoliopsida; Cucurbitales; Cucurbitaceae
Product: putative serine/threonine-protein kinase WNK5
Biological process (GO): protein phosphorylation
Molecular function (GO): ATP binding; protein kinase activity
Source: RefSeq, a predicted model, not a curated record
UUCUUCCAAAAGAAAAAAAGAAAAACUUUUAUUUUGUGUUCCACCAAUUUUCCCGAGAAAAUCUCAGAGACCCACAAAUGAUUCUAGCAAAGCGAGGUCACAGAUUCUUCAAGUUCAGACUCCACUUUCUCUCCCGAUCUUCCAAUUUCACUUCAUAAAUCCUAACCCAACUUCAAAAGCUUCAAUUUUUGUGUUUUUUCCAUUCCAUUUUCCUAGCAAGCAAACGACUUUUUUCAAUAAUUUCCUUUUUCUUUUCUGGGAUUUUGGCUUUGAGACAGAUGGUUUCAAAAUAUUACCACAAUUUCUCACGUGGGGUUGUAGAAAUGGCCUGGAUUAUGCUGUGUGUUAAUUACUCGAGGCUCUUCUGGUUCUUGUUUGGAUUUUUCUCAAACGAAAACUACCAAGGCAAACCUCGGAUCAUCUAGCAAAGCAAUUACUUCUUUAUGUUCUGUGUGUGAAAAAUUAAAUUAAUACCGUUUUCUAUACAUAAAUAUAUAUUUGGUUUUGGUUUUGGAAUUUGAUUUUGGAAGAAGGACACAGAGAAGAGACAAAGAGAAGGUUCCGAGAAUGGCACAGCAAAUUGCCUAUGUUGAGACAGAUCCAUCUGGUCGCUAUGGAAGGUUUAGAGAAAUUCUAGGGAAAGGAGCCAUGAAGACAGUAUAUAAAGCCUUUGACGAGGUUCUUGGAAUAGAAGUGGCUUGGAACCAAGUCAAGCUCAAAGAUGUGUUCCAUUCCCCAGAAGAACUACAGCGCCUCUACUCAGAAGUUCAUCUCCUCAAGAACCUCAACCACGACUCGAUCAUCCGAUUCUACACGUCGUGGAUCGACACUCAUCGACGAACCUUCAACUUCAUUACCGAGAUGUUCACCUCCGGCACCCUUAGAGAGUACAGGCAGAAGUACCGAAAACUCGACAUCGGUGCAGUCAAGAACUGGGCCCGCCAAAUCCUACGCGGCCUCGCUUAUCUUCAUGGACACGAUCCUCCCGUAAUCCACAGGGACCUCAAGUGUGAUAACAUAUUCAUCAAUGGCCAUCUUGGGCAAGUUAAAAUUGGUGAUUUGGGACUCGCAGCCAUCCUUCAUGAUUCCAAACACGCCCACAGCGUCAUAGGUACACCAGAGUUUAUGGCGCCAGAGUUGUAUGAUGAGGAAUACAAUGAACUUGUAGACGUUUAUUCCUUUGGGAUGUGUGUGAUAGAAAUGCUCACUUUGGAGUAUCCUUAUAGCGAGUGUUCUAACCCUGCUCAGAUAUACAAGAAAGUAACUUCGGGAAAAUUGCCAAAUGCAUACUAUCGGAUUGAAGAUUUGGAAGCACAAAAAUUUGUGAGAAAAUGCUUAGAGAAUGUUUCAAAGAGGUUGCCUGCUACAGAGCUCUUGCUGCAUCCAUUUCUAGCUUCUGAUGAUGUUUCUCAUGAGGAGGAGCUGCCUGCAACUCCACCUCUAAUAUCACAUCCUCCCAAGGAAACAGCCAUACCAGUGCCACGACGCACAGACAUGACCAUCUCGGGAUCAAUGAAUCCCGAAGACGAUACAGUUUUCCUAAAAGUUCGGAUUAAAGUCAAGGGAGGUAAUGCCAAGAACGUAUACUUCACGUUCGACACUGUAAACGACAUCGCAAUCGAUGUGGCGACCGAGAUGGUAAAAGAGUUGGAAAUCAUUGAUUGGGAUCCAUUGGAGAUUGCUGUGAUGAUAAAGAAGGAAGUAUCUAAAUUGAUCCCAAAUUGGGAGGAAUGGAACAACUUUAUACCCAAAAACCACCAUCAAGAUAGCUUCAACUAUGAAAAUGAAGAAGAAGAAGAUAAUGUUACUCCAAAUCCUUUCUACUCUUGCUCCUCUUAUGCAUCCUCCUCAAAUUCUUUGCAAGGUUUCUACUCUUUAUAUGACAACCCUCGUCAAUGGGGAGGAAUGAAUGAUACCUCUGUUGCCUCUCAAUGGUUUCAAGAGGAUCAUAUCCUCAUUGAUGGUGAUGCAAGUUCUAGCACCUCCAUGAACUCCUUCAAUGGCUCUAAUAUAAGCUUUUACUCAAACAAUGAAGAUCAUGAAGAAGAUGAAUGUGACUCACAUUUCAAAGGGAGAGAGCCUCAUUGCAUCUCAACAACCAAGCAACCUACAAGAUUUUGCCCCACCAUGGACCCAGAUGCCCACCAUUUGAGGCACAAGGAUAAUAACCUGUCGGACCGAGAAUCCGAGGGACGAUCUCGCUCAAAUAGCUCACACCGACUUACGAGAACGAGAUCAAUGGUGGAGGGUCGGAGCCAGAUGAAGUCCUUGGUAGAGAUGUUGCUGAGGAAGCGACUGUUCAAGACGGUUGGAGCAGUUGAAAAUAUUGGGUACCACAAGCCAUAGGGGUUUUUGGGGAAUAUAUUUGUGGAUAAAUAAAUGAAGGAAAUCUUUUUGGCAUUUUAUUUGUUUUGAAUUUGUAAAAUGUGUGAAACAAAAAGCCUUAUGGGACAUUGAAUAACAAUUUUCUUUACUACAUA